Messenger RNA from Vombatus ursinus (common wombat), 2311 nucleotides. It is a transcript of the gene DNAJB1, whose product is annotated as DnaJ heat shock protein family (Hsp40) member B1. The transcript is spliced from 3 exons. Gene Ontology annotation, cellular component: cytosol. Gene Ontology annotation, molecular function: Hsp70 protein binding; transcription corepressor activity. Bases 41 to 1063 code for a protein of 340 amino acids. The record is from RefSeq and is a predicted model, not a curated record. NCBI's taxonomy places the organism in Eukaryota, Metazoa, Chordata, Mammalia, Diprotodontia, Vombatidae.
GCGGCGGAGCCGUAGGGACGGCGGCUGGAGGGUGGGGGCCAUGGGUAAGGAUUACUACCAGACGCUGGGCUUGCCCCGGGGCGCCUCGGACGAAGAGAUCAAGCGAGCCUACCGCCGGCAAGCGCUACGCUACCACCCCGACAAGAACAAGGAGCCCGGAGCCGAGGAGAAGUUCAAGGAGAUCGCCGAGGCCUACGAUGUGCUCAGCGACCCGCGCAAGAGGGAAAUCUUCGACCGCUACGGGGAGGAGGGACUGAAGGGUGGUGGUCCUAGUAGCGGUAGCAGUACUGGUCCUAACGGCGCUUCCUUCAGCUACACUUUCCACGGGGACCCUCAUGCCAUGUUUGCUCAGUUCUUUGGUGGCCGAAACCCUUUUGACACCUUUUUUGGUCAACAAAACGGGGAAGAAGGCAUGGACGUUGAUGACCCAUUUUCUGGCUUCCCAAUGGGCAUGGGUGGUUUUCCCAAUGUGAACUUUACCCGACCCCGUCCAGCCCAGGAACACAGCCGUCGAAAACAGGAUCCCCCCGUUACCCACGACCUUCGGGUCUCACUUGAGGAGAUCUAUAGUGGUUGUACCAAAAAGAUGAAGAUCUCCCACAAGCGGCUUAACCCCGAUGGGAAGAGUAUCCGCAAUGAGGACAAGAUUCUGACCAUUGAAGUGAAAAGAGGGUGGAAAGAGGGGACCAAGAUUACCUUCCCAAAAGAGGGGGACCAAACUUCAACCAACAUUCCAGCUGACAUUGUCUUUGUUUUAAAGGACAAGCCCCACAAUAUAUUUAAGAGAGAUGGGUCUGACGUGAUUUACCCAGCAAGGAUCACCCUCCGUGAGGCCCUGUGUGGCUGUACAGUGAAUGUCCCAACGCUGGAUGGCAGGACCAUACCCAUAGUGUUCAAGGAUGUCAUCAGGCCUGGAAUGAGGCGGAAGGUUCCUGGAGAAGGCCUUCCCCUCCCCAAAACACCAGAAAAACGUGGGGACCUCAUUAUUGAGUUUGAAGUGAAUUUCCCUGACAGAAUUCCCCAGUCUUCAAGAACCGUCCUGGAGCAGAUCCUGCCUAUAUAGCAAUCUCUGUUCUCCAAGGACUGAACCAAGGACAUUUUCAAAGCUCAAAGUUUUCUGGACCAUCUCCAACAGUUGUGGGCCCCCAGGGUGGGAGGGACCACAGAGGGUUUUCAUAUGCUGAAUGUUUCCAGAGAAUAUAUUACAGUCUUUAAAAGUCUUGCAUAUUAGGCUUCAGUGGUUUUUCAAACAGUAGGUUCACAGGUAAUGGGGUAGUACACAAGCAUUCCAAGGAAUUUGACCCUCUUUAAGUGGUGCCAGUAAAACUAACCUCCUACCCCUUUUCCCAGGAACAAUCCAAGUAUUCUGUCAUCUCUAGCUCACACGCUGAGCUGUGUCAACUACCCCUAUAUACACACUCCCUUUUUUAGAUGGAAAACAUUAGACCCACAUUUGGACUCUGCUGUUCUUUAGCAGUUUUGGCUCUUAGUGUUAGUUGAUGUCUGCCUGGAGUACAGUCAUGGUUGCAAGACCAUUUCUGCUCCUCAUUGCUGUUUGUGGUGUUACUGAUAUGUAUUUUAUUCCAGCUUUGUCUUCACGUGUCUCGUUUUUGCUUCCAAAAAUAAUUACAUCCUUUCGUGCUGUCCCAUAUUGAAACCUUAUAAUUUACCUUCGGAAUUGCUUUACUGGUGUCCAAAAGCCAACAGAAAGGGAGAAAAUGGGAAACUUGACUUAGGUAACCAGUGGGGUAUUCUAAUUCUUUCUCUGUAGUCAUUUCUCUAUUAGCCCAUUCAUAGACUGGGGUCCAUUGUUGUCUUUUCCUCUUCUUGGCCCACCUGGGAUGUACAGGAUUUAGCAUUGACCCUUCAAAUCCCUUAAACCCCUGACCCAAUCUGAACAAAUGGACUCUGGACUCUCUCAAAGGGAUCCAAUCCUUUUGAAUUUAGCAUAGCCCUAGUUGUAAUCCCUUUUGAUAAAAGGGUCUUUGCUUCUGAUACAGGAGCACCAUGGAACUUCUGUAAAUAAUUUUUGUAUAAAUCUGUAUAAAUUUGGUGUGCACUUAAAAAAAAAACCCAAUGCAUUACAGCUGCUGCUGUCUGUGUGGGGCCAUGUUGGAAUUAAAAUGAAAUUUUUGGGGUUGGUUUUUUUUUUGGUUUUUUUUUUGGGAACAUCUUUGUCUCUUCCCUGGAAAUGGGUCUGGUGCUCAGGCCUGUAGAUUUAAUUGUAAGGUUGCUGCUGCAGACAUGAGACCAAAGCAUAUGACUUGUCAAUGUGCAGUACGUCAGGAUUAAAGACUGAUGCUAAACCACA